Molecule: messenger RNA, 1332 nt
Organism: Setaria italica (foxtail millet)
Lineage: Eukaryota; Viridiplantae; Streptophyta; Magnoliopsida; Poales; Poaceae
Product: probable membrane-associated 30 kDa protein, chloroplastic
Exons: 11
Coding region: 119-1060 (313 amino acids)
Source: RefSeq, a predicted model, not a curated record
ACACGAACUCACCCUCGGAGAUAGAGCGAAUCGAAACACCAAGCAGAAAAAAAAGAAGGUAGUGAACAAAAAAAAAAAAUCCCCCGCUUCGUUCUCGGCUAACCCCCCGCCCGAAUCGAUGGAGAUUAGGGCUCCGCCGACGAGCCUGAGGCUCGCGCCGCCGCCGGCCUCCGCCAGCUUCCGCCGGACCGGCCUCAAGACCUCCUUUCUCAACGGCCGCGUUUCACUUAGAGUUGUGCACAUACGACAAUCAAACGUCAGCAGAUUUAAGUGCAAUGCCAACCUCUUUGAUAGACUAUCUAGGGUUGUCAAGUCCUAUGCAAAUGCUGUUUUAAGCACAUUUGAAGACCCUGAGAAGAUACUAGAUCAGGCGGUUCUCGAGAUGAAUGAUGAUUUAACAAAGAUGCGUCAAGCCACUGCUCAGGUCUUGGCAUCUCAAAAGCGGCUUGAGAACAAAUACAAAGCUGCUGAACAAGCUUCCAAUGAUUGGUAUCGGAGGGCUCAACUUGCUCUUCAAAAGGGGGAUGAGGAUCUUGCCCGUGAAGCCCUUAAGCGGCGUAAAUCAUAUGCUGAUAAUGCAAGCUCCUUAAGGGCCCAGCUUGAUCAGCAGAAGGGUGUUGUUGAAAAUUUGAUUUCAAAUACCAAGCUUCUUGAGAGCAAGAUAGCAGAGGCCAAGCAGAAAAAGGAUACCCUAAAGGCCCGUGCUCAAUCAGCCAAGACGGCAACAAAAGUGAGUGAAAUGUUGGGUAAUGUAAAUACAAGCAGUGCCCUUUCAGCAUUUGAGAAAAUGGAGGAAAAAGUUAUGGCGAUGGAGUCCCAAGCAGAGGCACUUGGUCAGUUAGCAACCGAUGAUCUAGAAGGAAAGUUUGCAUUGCUGGAGACUUCAUCUGUUGAUGAUGAUCUUGCGCAAAUGAAAAGAGAACUAUCCGGAAGUUCAUCGAAAGGGGAGCUUCCUCCGGGUAGAACAGCAGUGAGCAACUCAGGUGCGGCUCGCCCUUUCCCCGACCUAGAGAUCGAGAGUGAGCUAAAUGAGCUGCGGAGGAAGGCCAAAGAGUACUAGAUUCCACCACUCGUGUCGAUUCAGCAGGCCUGACAAAAAUCUCGCCCCCCAGAAUAUUGUAUAGCCGCAGAUUUCUCCAAUGCGCCAUUGAAACUCCAGUGCACCUUGUUUGUUAACGAGUACGGAAUGUUGCAAAAUUCUCGGCAUUACCCCCUACCCCUGCGAGUGACAUUUGUACAGUUAUCCAUAAAUUGUUGUAAAUCACUGCUCGCCCUAGAGCCUUUUUUGCACACACAAUAUAUAAAUUCGAAAGUCUGAAGUUUCCACUCGUA